AAUAAAAAGAUCGUAGACAUAACCAAGACAACGCGUUAGUAAAAGUCAACAAGAAGUCAACUCCAUGGUGGCUUUUAGCCCAUCCCACUUGGUUUUUAUCAAGUAAACAAAAUCGAAGUACCAAACUUGUUUGUGACAAUUUAUCUACUCCCCAAAAACAGUCUUCUCUUUCACACAUUGAUCUUGUUGUUGUGUUCCUCCUUAUAACCAUCAAGUCAAGUGUGCCAUAACCAUAAACAGAGUCUUUUCAUUCGGAGAAAAAAAGGAAAAUAUGAAGUUUGAAGAAUCACAAACGCUCUUACCCGUUAGAAAACCUGUUAAUGGAGGAGGUUGUAUCACUCUCAGCCGUGAUCGCAAACGUGCUGGUUACAAGCUUUGGGUUCUAGCCGCAGUUCUACUCUUAGCAUUUGGUUCUAUGUUAACCGGUUCCGUCUCUCUUAAAGGAAUAGGUUUGUUCCAUUCUGUCGACGGCGUUAACGGCUUCUCCACCGGCGAUGAUCUCGACGUCCUGGAAAUUGAGGAGAGAGAGAAAGUGGUGAGGCAGAUGUGGGAUGUGUACGGUCGCUCCGGUGGUGUUAGGGUGCCUCGGUUCUGGCGAGAAGCUUUUGAGGCGGCCUAUGAGUUUCUGAUCAGUGAUUCCGCCGCUGUUCGAAACGGUGUCUUUUCUGAUAUCGCCAAGUUGUCUCUUGUUCGCUUUGUUAAGUCAGAGUCUACUCCUGUCCAGCCCAAAAAUCGUUGAGUUGUGAAGAGUUGAAGAUGAAUGAAAAAAGCCGGAAAAACGUCUUUUUCAUACCUGGACAAUUACACUAUGUUGAAUUCAUACAUCGGAUUAUCGACUAUGCUAAAAGAUACAUUAGUUUUAAAAUAUAUGAAAUUCAUACAUAAAUUUUCGAUUUUGUGCAUAAAUAUACAAAAACGUGUUUAAUAUGUAACUCUGUUAAUUUUU
Camelina sativa (false flax) is the source of this 946-nucleotide messenger RNA. RefSeq lists its product as uncharacterized. Lineage: Eukaryota; Viridiplantae; Streptophyta; Magnoliopsida; Brassicales; Brassicaceae. The record is from RefSeq and is a predicted model, not a curated record.